Molecule: messenger RNA, 933 nt
Organism: Penicillium mononematosum
Lineage: Eukaryota; Fungi; Ascomycota; Eurotiomycetes; Eurotiales; Aspergillaceae
Product: dihydrodipicolinate synthase family protein
Exons: 1
Coding region: 1-933 (310 amino acids)
Molecular function (GO): 4-hydroxy-tetrahydrodipicolinate synthase activity
Source: RefSeq, a predicted model, not a curated record
AUGACCGGAACCAAGCGCAAUUCCCUCCCUCACGGUGUCUACGUCCCCACCGUAGCAUUCUUCAAGCCCGACGAGGAAGUCGAUCUCGCAACAGUCGAGAAGCACGCCGCCUAUCUCGCCCGCAGCGGGGUAACCGGCCUAGUAACCCAGGGUAGCAAUGGCGAAGCCGUCCACCUAGAUCGUGAAGAGCGCAAGGCCAUCACAGCCGCCACACGCCGCGCCGUGGACGCAGCCGGCUACGGCAACAUGCCGGUGAUUGCCGGCUGUGGCGCCGCCUCAACCCGCGAGACCAUCCAAUUAUGCCAGGACUCCGGUGCAGCAGGCGCCGACGCCGUCCUCGUGCUCCCACCCAGCUACUACAAGUCCCUCGUGAGCACCGAGUCCAUGCACGCCCACUUCCGGGCUGUGGCCGAUGCCUCGCCCGUCCCUGUUCUCAUCUACAACUUCCCCGGCGUGCAGUCCGGCCUCGAUCUCAGUUCAGAUGAUAUCCUGACUCUCGCCGAACACCCCAAUAUCAUCGGGUGCAAGCUCACGUGCGGUAACACGGGUAAGUUGGCUCGUGUUGCGGCGGCGAAGCCGGAUUUCUUGACUUUUGGUGGCUCGGCCGAUUUCACGCUGCAGACGCUGGUUGUUGGUGGGGCGGGGAUUAUUGGUGGCGUGGCUAAUAUGAUUCCUCGCUCGUGUGUCCGUCUGAUGGAGUUGUAUCGUGCUGGGAAGGUUCAGGAGGCGCAGAAGGUGCAGGCUAUUGUUGCGCGUGCUGACUGGGCUGCUAUUCAUGGUGGCUUUAUUGCUGUUAAGACUGGCCUCCAAGCCUACCACGGUUACGGUGGUCUUCCUCGGCGGCCUUGUGUCGUGCCUUCUGCUAAGGAUGCGGCAGCCAUCCAGGCGGAGUUCCGGGAGGGAAUGGAGUUGGAGAAGUCGUUGGAGUCCUAA